Molecule: messenger RNA, 2446 nt
Organism: Gorilla gorilla gorilla (western lowland gorilla)
Lineage: Eukaryota; Metazoa; Chordata; Mammalia; Primates; Hominidae
Exons: 4
Coding region: 1-801 (266 amino acids)
Source: RefSeq, a predicted model, not a curated record
AUGAGAGGCUCUGCGGUCAUCUUCCGGUGCCCUGUGCAGUUAAGAGGACCCUUGUCCAUGCUUGGCCUAGGGCCUGGCAUGAGGCUACUGCUCAAGAAGGGUUCGCUGCCCUUAAAAUUUACAAACCUGCGCUUCUGCCUGCCCGUGCCCCUCUCUAGUGAGAAACAUGACCAUGAGGAAGCUCUGCAGAGGACUUUCAAAUUCCAUGGGCUGACAGCAGCCAGGCCUCCCAGCAUGGAUGAGCCCCGGGGCCUCACAGAAGACUGGGAGGGAACCGGGCUUUUCAGGGCUCUAAGGCCCCCGAGUGUGGUGGGUGCCCCGGACAAGGACAGGGAAGGGACGUGUGGGGAUCUGGCCCUCUCCCGCUUGCAGGUGUGGCUGGCGUACGCGUUGGGAGCGCCUGCUUGCCCCUCCUCCGGGGGGGAAGGACUGGCCGUCGUCCCUGCCCCGGGGCUGCGGGUGCGCCGAGCCCUCGGGAGGCCUGGCUCUGGUGUGGGCUGCGGGGAGAAGGCGCGGGAAGGAAGGAAGGAGGCGAAGCGGUGCGGGAGGGAGGCGGCCGUUGCCAUGGAAGGAGCUGCAAGCCUCCCUGCAGACCGCGAGCGGAGCCCCCGCACCCCCGGGGCUGGCCCCUGGCCUCCCGCCCCAGCCCGGCCGGCGGCCCCUCCCUGCUCCGCUGUCCGCCUUGGGUACAGAAGCGGCGAGUGGCCCCUUUCCAGGAGGCCUGUUUACCAGCACGACAACAGCAAAUUAGUGCGCUUAAGAGGCAUUCAGCGUUUAUCCCGGCAAACAUGCGCAGCGUGAAGGGGGCCUGCGAGGCCUGCUCCCCGGAAUCUGCUGAAAUGGGGUCUGCUGUGCAUCUUAAUCGACUUCCUUCCACCCAUCACAUUAAACGCAUUUAAUCUACUCUUGCAAAUGGCUAAUUUUGAAAAUCCGCUUAUCAGAAUUAGGUCCUCAACAUCCAUAUUUAUUUACUUUUCAUUUUCAUAAUUUUUUUUUUUUCCCUUGUGUGGGACUGAAUUCCAUUUACUAUUGUCUGGCUCGCUCUCACACGUCCCGGGGGGCCGGGGCAGGGGACAAGGGCCAGGUUAGGAGCAAACUGGAAAUGGAAACCUGGCAGGGAUGAAAGGCAUGGGCUCGGGAUUUGAGGAUUGGGAGGCUCUUCCCGGGUGGCAGCAUCUUCAGGAAAUCACCAAGAGCUGAGGCUUGAGCAGAGCAGGUUUAAAAAGGCGAUGAGGAAGUCUUGCUGAAUCCCAGGCGCCAGGGGCCUGCCUGGCAGGAAUCAGCAGCCGUGUCAGAAAUGUGCAAGAAAGUGGUUGGGAUCAACUGUCUUCCCCAGCGCCCCCGGUGCCAGGCUCCGUGCUAAGCGCUUCACGUGGACCAGCACUCAUGCUCACGCCAGCCCUGCUCAGUGAAUGCCAGGCGCGUCUCGCAGACAAGAAGACUCCUGCUGUGGCUUAGGCCCACAUUUACAUCCAGACUGCACGUCCUCCUCUGCAGCGUGUUGUCAGGUGUGCAAGGCACGUUUUUCCUAUGAGUGUGUAAGAAACACAAGUUUGUGUGUGCAGGACUCAGGCCUGUGAGAAACGCAGACUCAAGGGAGAGAUGGGUGUUCAGAAUCUGGAAGAUGGCUCUCCAGGUCACAACCUGUGCAGCCUCAAGCGUGGAUUCCGCAUGUGGCUUUCCUCACCACGUUUGGGCUCUGCAAGUUUGCUAAGAGUCGCUACAGAGUUAGGAAGAGCCGCCAGGCCUCUUGGCCUCUAAAGGACUUAGCACUCAAUGUUAAUUUUGUUGUUGCCAGUCCCCUGAUGAGCUGAUUUGGCACACAUCUAGAGCAAAAACCUGAAUUUCACUUCGUUUAAUUUACUUUCAACAUUGGCUGGGCACCUCCUAUUGGCCAAGUGAUGUUCUGCAGAAUACCUGGGUGGAAGGAUAAAUUCGAUCUGUUUUGAGCCUCGGGAAGCUCACAUUUACUGGAUUUUACAAGAAAGGCUCAGAACAACAAAGUGUUAACAGAUGCAUACCAGACAAUUUUAUUCUCCCAAAGAACUGCUAAGUUAUGUUGUAGCCAUCUUAGAUUUCCAGAUUUAAUAGGAAUUCUAAAGCAUAAGGCAUUAAUUACAUCUAGGUGGUUGAGAUUAGGACUAAUUGUCUGCAGACUUGAACUCAAACCUGCAGUUCUGCCGCCUUCACUGUACGACCUUGGGCACAUUGGACCCUCAAUAUCCUCAUCUGUGUAAUGGGGGUUAUAUAAAUAUCUACCCAUAGGGCUCCGAAGAUCUAAAUUAAUGCUGUAGGUGGAGCUUUUAGUGAGGUAUCUGACAAAGGCCUACACCUAACAACUAAAUAGUAAGCAUUAUGAUACAUAAUCAUUUACUGAAUCAAACUCAGCAAAUAGAAUUCAAAGACAGAAAUAAACAUUGAUCAAGUGUUUUCCAUUGUUCCGAGC